Messenger RNA from Bolinopsis microptera, 4757 nucleotides. RefSeq lists its product as uncharacterized. Gene Ontology annotation, molecular function: methyltransferase activity; nucleic acid binding. The coding region runs from base 53 to 4441 and encodes 1462 amino acids. The transcript is spliced from 2 exons. Gene Ontology annotation, biological process: DNA integration. Lineage: Eukaryota; Metazoa; Ctenophora; Tentaculata; Lobata; Bolinopsidae. The record is from RefSeq and is a predicted model, not a curated record. Gene Ontology annotation, cellular component: nucleolus.
UAAAGCAUCGUUAAAGAGAGCUGGUGCUGUGUUGGAUUUCACAAAUGAUACAAUGAGAUUCAGUGGAGAUUGUGUUGAUUUGUUUGAAACUAAAUCAAAGCACUAUUGCGUUCCUCUUUGUAAUAAAAGACGCAUGACCAUUGGGCCGCCAGAUCGAAAGACCCCACAUCUGGUGAUGACAAUCAGCGAAGAAGGUUUGUUUGGUACUGACGAAAAGGAGAUUAGGAGGAAAGUGGAAAAAAUCCACAAACAAUUCUCACACCCUCCUAGUGAUAAACUGAAAACAUUGCUGAAAACUGCAGGAUUUAAGAGACCAGAAUACAUGAAAGCAAUUGAUGAGGUAUCCAGCAGUUGUAAAAUAUGUCUGAUGUACAAGAAACCCAAGUCAAGACCAGUGGUGGGUCUCCCAAGAGGAAAGGUGUUCAACGAAUGUGUUGCAAUGGACCUUAAGAAUGUUCCUGGCACUCCUAAUGUGUAUAUCUUGCAUAUGAUUGAUUCGGUGACAAGAUAUUCAGCAGCUAGAAUAAUCUACAAUAAGAAGAAAGAGACAAUCAUCCAAGGAAUUUGCUCUGGAUGGAUAUCCAUCUUUGGAAAUCCAAAGAAAUUCAUGGCUGAUAAUGGUGGAGAGUUCGCCAAUGAGGAGUUUACUGAGAUGUGUCAAAGAUUCAAUGUGGAUGUGCAAAAUUCAGCUGCCGAGAGCCCUUGGAGCAAUGGGAUUGUAGAACGUCAUCAUAAGAUGCUGACAGAGAUGAUGGUAAAAACGAAGGAAGAUUCAAAAUGCAACUGGGAAGUUGCAUUGUGUUGGGCACUAAGUGCGAAAAACUCCAUGCAGAUGUUUGGUGGGUUUUCUGCAAAUCAGUUGACAAUGGGCCGUAACCCUUCACUUCCGAAUGUCAUCGAUGAUAGACUGCCAGCUUUAGAAGAAACAACGGUGAGUAAAACCGUGGCUGAUAAUGUUAAUGCAAUGCACAGUGCAAGGCAAGCAUUUGCAAAGUGUGAAAGUAGCAACAAGAUACGUAGAGCUCUGCAAAGCCAGGUUCGGACAAGCAAUGAUGAGUAUUAUAGCAACGGUGAAAAGGUGAUGUACAAGAGAAAAGGAUCUGCAAAAUGGAGUGGGCCAGGUGUUAUACUGGGGAGAGACAUUACUCAUUUAUAUAUUUUAAAGCAUGGAAAUCAGUAUUAUAAGUGCAGUGCAUGUCAUCUAACCAGGGAUACAACAACAGGAUAUCCCAUUACCUCAGAGUCAGUUGUUGGGCAACCUAACCCGAGUAUUGUAUCAAGUUCACCAAAAUCCCCAUUAGAGACGCAGAGAAAUUUCCUAGAGGAUCAACCAUCUUGCUCUAAGGAAACAGCAGUUUCUGUACCGGAAACAGAAAGUGAGACAACAGCAACAAUCAGACCUCAGCACAAAUCAGGACUUCCUAAAGCAAGAAGUCACGUGGAGUUUCUUCCAAAGUAUCCAGAGGAGGAUGGUGAGAUCUGGCAUAAAGCUUAUAUCCAUAGCCGUGCGGGAAAAUCAACUGGCAGUUACAAAAACUGUGUAAAUAUUCAACUUGAUGGUGAGGAGAGCAUCCAAUGUGUGGAUUGGUAUGAGCUUGCUGUGAAUUGGAGAGAUGACCUGUCACCAGAAACAGAAGAAGAGGUGUUGCUGUCCAGUGUGAGUAUGUAUGACCAAGCAGUUGUAGAUGCCAAGCUAGCAGAGCUUGAGAAGUUCAAAGUAAACAAGGUUUACGUGGAAGUUGAUGCAAACGAACAGUCCAAUGUUGGUGUUCGUUGGGUAAUUACAAAGAAAGCAGAAGGUUCUGUUAAAGCUCGUUUAGUGGCACUUGGUUAUCAAGAAAAUAGUAGCAACAUACGAAAGGACUCCCCAACAUGUAACAGGGACUCUAUAAGACUACUCCUUACAAUAGUUGCAACAGAAAGUUGGAAGUUACAACACAUCGAUGUUCAGGCUGCCUUCUUGCAAGGCAAGAAGAUUUCAAGAGAUGUCUUCAUUAUUCCUCCGAAGGAAGCUGAAACGAGGAAAAUCUGGAAACUGAACAAAUGUAUUUACGGGUUAGUAGACGGACCUAGAAUGUGGUAUGUUGAGCUUCGUGAUACUCUAGUGAAGUUAAAUGUUGUGGUAUCGUCAUAUGAUGAGUCAUUCAUGUUCUGGUAUGAUGAAGGAAAACUCGAGGGUAUCAUUGCUGUGCAUGUUGACGAUCUGAUGUUCAGUGGAAGCAAGAAGUUUGAAAGGGAAGUUAUUGGGGAACUGAAGAAGAAGUUUCGUCUAAGUACGGAGGUCGAAGUUGAAUUUGCUUAUACUGGUCUUGAUGUAAAGCAAACACAAUCUGGAAUUCUGGUAUCACAACUGGGGUAUGCAGACCAGAUUUCAAGAAUAGAGAUCGACCCCACCCGAGUGAAUCGAAAUACGCUCCCAAUCAAUGAGAAAGAAAAGCAACAACUGAGCACUGUGUGCGGACAGUUGUUGUGGGUAUCAACACAGACACGGCCAGAUGUAGCUUAUGCUACAUGUUUUGCUAGUAAUUCUGUGACUGAAGGGACCAUCGCAGAUUUGAAAAUGGUAAACAAAACAGUAAAGUUCUUAGAAAAGAAUCCUCUAACACUCAGGUUUAAGAAACUACUGUUGCCUGAGUCAGUCUUAGUGGUUUUCUGUGAUGCAUCGUAUGGAAACUUGAAGGAUGGUAGCUCUCAGGGAGGCUUCAUAAUUUUCCUUGUUUCGCUUACAGGAAAAUCUUGCCCCAUUACAUGGCAGAGUAGAAAAAUCCGGAGAGUAUGUAAAAGUACUUUAGCAGCAGAGAGUUGGGCAAUGAUCGAAGCAGUGGAAACAUGUGAGUUGAUCCAAGCUCAGCUGAGUGAGAUCAUGUUAUCUGGAAAACUUGAUGUCAUUGUAAUGACUGAUUGCAAGUCUCUACAUGAUGCUAUCCAAACCUCGAAAAAUGUUGAUGACAAGGGAUUGAGGAUACCAAUAGCUUGCCUGAGACAGCGAGUGAACAAUAGUGAAAUGACAGUUCGUUGGAUUUCAACAAAGAAACAGCUUGCAGAUAGUUUGACUAAAGCUGGAGCUCCAACUUCACUGCUACGGGAGGUAUUGUCGUCAGGAGAAUUUGACAAUGAACUUUACAGGAUGUUUGAUGAAAGUGCUGCUUGGGAUGGGAUCGAGUUGGACAGCUCAUUAUCUGAAGCUCUGUUAGCAAAGCCUGUAGGUACUCCAACCAAGCCGAGUAAGAACAAAUAUCGUCCCAACUCUGUUCCUGUUAAGAAGAAGAAGAAACUAACUCCACAUAUUGACACCACACCUGGCAAUGUGGUGAACGGUAGUGCACCUCUUGGUAAACGAAAACGUAAAUCAAAAAAUAAGAACGUUAAAGCUGCCAAUGGUGAUGGAUCAGACUCUCCAGUGAAAAAAGUAAAACACACUAAAUGCAAUGUUAUAUUUGAUGAUCUCAGUAAUUGGGAACAGGUUAUUAUCAACCAUGAGGCUGAAGAUACUGCUGCUGAAACCAUGGCCCAGUAUUUAAGCUCAGCAGUUGAUGAGAUUUCUAAAGAAAACACUACUGAGAAUCUGAACUCAAUUGAGAAGAAAACCAAGAAGAAAGGAAAAAAGAAAAAGGUAAAGUUCAAUGAUGAAGAUGAACUUCUUUCCAAAAGUAUGACAGGCGGAGCGGGUACUGCGCUUUCUAACAUGAAUCUAGUGGAUGAUGAGGACGAGAGUGUGACAGAAGAAGAGAGUGUAACAGAAAGUACAACAUCAUCACUUCAAUCUGCCAAAGAAAAGAUCAGCAAAUUAAAGGGAAAAUUCCAGAAGAAGAUGGAUGCCUCCCAGUUUAGGCACAUAAAUGAAAAGCUUUACACUACAACUGGUGAUGAAGCUUUGGAAAUGUUUACCAAGAAGCCUGAAUUGUUCGACGUAUAUCAUAGAGGUUUCACUAGCCAAGCUGAAAAGUGGGAAAUUAACCCUGUUGACAGAAUUAUAGAUAGGAUCCGGAAAAUUGGGGGAGACCAGGUGAUAGCAGACUUUGGUUGUGGUGAUGCUAAGAUAGCACAAACCCUUCAGAAUGCUGUGUUUAGUUUUGAUCUGGUUAAACACAAUGAGCACGUGAUCGUGGCUAACAGCUCAAAAGUGCCUCUAGGUGACAAAAGCGUUGAUAUAGCUGUGUUUUGUCUCAGUCUCAUGGGAACAGAUUUUAAGGAUUUCAUCCGAGAGGCCCGGCGAGUCUUACGGUCAAAGGGACGUUUGAUAGUAGCUGAAGUAGCUUCACGUAUUCCAGACACAUCACAGUUUGUUCACGGAGUAGAGGAGCUGGGUUUUGCAAUUCUUGAGCAGAAUGAGCCUAACAGCUAUUUCACUGAGUUGUUUUUCAAGAAAACUAAACCGAAGGAGAACAAAGGAAAGUUUGAGAGUUUAGCCCUGAAGCCAUGCUCAUAUAAGAAGAGAUAAACUGUUCUGUUUUUAAUAAUUUAAAAAAUCAUUUCAAGGGUUGAUCAGCGUUUCUGAGAAAUACAAGUUUGUCGGUAUUAUGAUAUAUCCAUAAUCAAUGCUUUUUAUCAAGUAUCAACAUAGUUUUAAUUUCUUUAUUUAAUCGAGACUAUUUUAUGUCUCGAGAUGCCUAUAAUCUAUAUGCUUACAUCAGAUUGUAAUUGUACACGGCUCUGUGCCAGAUCUUUCGGUUUCGUUUUAACGCUUUAACAAUUGUAGUAAAUUUAUUUAUUAUUACUGUUAACAGUCCUAUUACUUUGUGGAGAUUCAAGUUUCG